UCGCUGCCCUAGGCGCUAAGCUUGGAGCGCGGUGCUUUCGGGAUUCAGCUCUCCUCUCGGGGAUCUUCUGCCUCCUCCCGGAAGAGGGGAGAAGGCGCAGGUGGGUCUCUGGUUCUGGGUCCCGAUCCCUAGGAACUUUGAAACCUGCCUGGCGGGGGAAGAGGGCUGCUAGGCCGAGGCCUGUGUUUGCUGCGCUUCUUCUGCGGCAUGAAGACGUCUGAGGAGCAACUCUUGGUUCCGGGCAGCCUCCCUUCAGACCCGUGUCCGGCGCCUCUCCCUCCCCAGGCAUCCCUGAGGGAUAAAAACACAGACCCCGAACGGACGCCACCUCCACCGCCACCGCCACCGCCACCGGAUGGAGAGGAACAGCCUGAGCCGUCCACACAUCCCGUGGCUGCCUUGGCCGAGCCUCAGGAGCUGCGAGAGGAGGACGCGGCUCCUCCCUCCACUCCCCCGCUCGCGGAGUUUGGUACCCUUCAAGUGUCGAGCAGUCGAAUCGAGAAGCAGGAACUUUCUGAACAUGCAAGCCUUCCUGAAGAAGAAACGGACGGGCUAGAGUUGGAAACUGAAGAAGCCAUGGAAGUUGUGGCUGAGGAACCCACUCCAGACGAUGAGGGAGACACCAUUUGGAACUACAGCUUCUGCCAGCCACCUCGGUUUCUUAGUGGUUCCUGGUCUGAGUUCAGUGCCCAACCUGAGAACUUCUUGAAAGGAUGUAAGUGGGCUCCUGAUGGUUCCUGCAUCUUGACCAGUAGUGCUGAUAACGUCCUACGGAUUUACAACCUGCCUCCAGAGCUGUACCAUGAGGAGAAACAGGUGGAAUAUGCAGAAAUGGCCCCUGUCCUUCGAAUGACGGAGGGUGACACUAUCUAUGAUUACUGCUGGUAUUCUCUGAUGUCCUCCGCCCAGCCAGACACCUCCUAUGUGGCCAGCAGCAGUCGGGAGAAUCCAAUCCAUAUCUGGGAUGCAUUCACUGGAGAGCUCCGAGCUUCCUUUCGUGCCUACAACCACCUGGAUGAGCUGACAGCAGCCCAUUCACUCUGCUUCUCCCCGGAUGGCUCCCAGCUCUUCUGUGGCUUCAACAGGACUGUGCGGAUUUUCUCCACAUCCAGGCCUGGCCGAGACUGUGAGGUGCGGGCCACGUUUGCAAAAAAGCAAGGCCAGAGUGGCAUCAUCUCCUGCAUCGCCUUCAGCCCAGCCCAACCCCUUUAUGCCUGUGGCUCCUACAGUUGUUCUCUGGGCCUGUAUGCCCGGGAGGAUGGCACCCGUCUAGCCUUGUUCAGAGGGCACCAAGGGGGCAUCACUCACCUCUGCUUUCACCCUGAUGGCAACCGCUUCUUCUCAGGAGCCCGGAAGGAUGCUGAGCUGCUCUGCUGGGAUCUCCGGCAGCCUGGCCACCCAUUGUGGUCUUUGAAUAGGGAGGUGACCACCAAUCAGCGGAUCUACUUUGAUCUGGACCCGAGUGGGCAGUUCCUAGUGAGUGGCAGCACCAGCGGGGUCGUCUCUGUGUGGGACAUCAGUGAUUAUGGGAAGCCCGAGCCUGUGCUGAGUUUUGUGCCCCAGCAAGACUGUACCAACGGAGUGAGCCUGCACCCUAGCCUGCCACUGCUGGCCACUGCUUCUGGUCAACGUGUGUUUCCUGAGCCCACCACCAGUGAGGAUGAAGGAGAGCAGAAGUUGGACCUUCCCCUGCUCUCCCUGCGCCACAGUCACCUUGAGUGUCAGCUGCAGCUCUGGUGGUGUGGGAGAGGGCCAGAUCUCAGCUGCCCUGAUGAUCAGGGACAGAAGGGACAAGGAGGGACAGAAGGCAGUAGGGAUGAGCUUAUAUAAAAAGUUGUUUGUUUUUUUUUGUGGUACUCGAGUCUUUUUGUCUGUUUAGGGAGGCAAAUGAUGGUUGGGGGCUGGGUAGGAGGUUAGUGGGGGUCCCUUGUCCAGUUGUGAUGGGGACUGGCAUAUUGUUCUUGAAACCAGGGGUUGAGAGGUGGGACCAGGCAAGAGCCAAUGGGGUGGCUGGGAUUGGUGUGAAGUCAAGUGAGUGGGGGGUGGGGCCUCAUGCCAUUGACUAGCUGGUUGCUAGGCAACUAGGUAAACUGAAGGGGGGGAAACCUGUUUGAAAUUUCACUUCCAAGGUGGGCAGCAGGGGUCAGGGUGAGCAGGGCUGAACAAGAGUGGUAUGAGCUCUGUGUCAGACUGUUGGGUGUGCCAGCGUGAGACUGUGAAGACAGUGACAGACGAGGCUUGCUCACUCCACACUAUUUACCAUCAUCCAGCAGCAGAGGGACCAUUAUUCAACUCUGGGGAAGGGGUGUGGGAGCACUCCCAUCCCCUCUCCUCCCCUGGACUCCCCCCUGAAGAAGGCAACCCAGUAGCCACAGUUAAAGACAAACAUGUGCCAAAAAAAUACAGCGAUCACAGUCUGUCUCCUGUUGGAUGCAGGACUAGGGCAAGAGGCUUACUCAUUCCACAGCUGGGGCUGGGCUUGCUUCUCCAUUUGUCUGCUUUUCCCUUGCCCCCCACACCUUGCCAAGAACCGUGAAGGGGGACUUUGAAGAGCUGCUGUCAGCAGGAGAUGUGAUGGGGACCUCACAAUCAAAGGGAAGGGAAAAGCCUGUGGAGGUUUGAGCUGGAAGGAGAGGAAUGUCGCCCCUGCUGGGAAGUGCUGAAAGCUUGUGUUCUUAGACCCCAAAAAGGCCACUCCUCCCUUUCCCUAGGAUAAUUGGAAACAGCCCUUCCGGCGGAGUGCGGCUUUAGGGUUGUAGGUACCCUGUUCUCACAAGCACUCAAGGCCCAAGUUGACUCCCUAGUCUGCCUUUCAGGUGACGCCCACUUAUCAAAUCAAGGGAUCAGGCACGCAGGACCAGAGACACCCCCGGGAAUUUAGGUUCAGCAACCUGGGGUUGGUGUACCAGUGACUUUAUUCCAGACUCCCUGUGUGACCUUGGGCAGAUGGCGGGCCCUCCCUGAGCCUCGGUUUCUCCAUCACUACCG
Messenger RNA from Perognathus longimembris pacificus (Pacific pocket mouse), 2988 nucleotides. It is a transcript of the gene Wrap53, whose product is annotated as WD repeat containing antisense to TP53. Bases 208 to 1830 code for a protein of 540 amino acids. Lineage: Eukaryota; Metazoa; Chordata; Mammalia; Rodentia; Heteromyidae. Gene Ontology annotation, biological process: Cajal body organization. The transcript has 10 exons. Gene Ontology annotation, molecular function: protein binding; RNA binding. Gene Ontology annotation, cellular component: Cajal body. The record is from RefSeq and is a predicted model, not a curated record.